UUUUCUAGACAUCGGCACUGCUGGAAAUUUCGCUCUCCGAGGUGCAACUUGCUCCUUCCCUGACCUCAGCAAAAUGGCGAUAAUACCAUGUUCUUCUGGUUUGAUGCUGUGUUUGUCAACACUACUGCUGAUCCUGGCGUCGUGUGAAGGGCGACCUGAGCCGCCAGAAUUCACCAGUUUCUUCACAUCCCCAACCAGUAUCCGAGUGGAGUGGGGCGACCCGACCCUUGACCCAGGGGCCACCGUCAAGGGUUUCCGCCUGCAGUACAAGCUGGCCGGCGGCAACCUGAUUAAAUUGAAGGUGGAAGCCAAAGCUGACAACUCUUAUGAAAUCGAAGAUUUGGCCGAACCAUGCGGGAACUAUUUAAUUCGCAUGUCCACGGCUUCUUCCAAGGGCAUGAGUCGUUACAGCAGCUUCAGUCAAGUCGACAGAGUGCAUUCUGGACCCCAGGACCUUAACGCCAUCCCAUCCAGCGACUCGGCAAGGGUCACCUGGUCCCCACCAACCAACGGCUUCUGCAUCACUGGUUACCAGCUAAAAUACGGCCCCAAUGAGAACGAGCUGCAGACGAUGGACCUGCCUACCGAACUGACUCAGUAUUUGCUGUCUGACCUGCAGCCGGGUACCAGCUACCUGGUGACCCUGGCAGCCGUCGCUAGUGGGGAAACCAGUGAAGAGGCGUUUUACCAGUGGUACCAAGCCGGAGCCCCGACUGCCCCAGCUAACCUGAAAGCCAACCCAUCCUCCCCCGAGACCGCCAUUGUGAUGUGGAGUCCUACCUCCUCUAGUGUCACACGCUAUGACUACCUGUACGGACCGUCAAGCUACCCGGACGGUAAGCUGACUACCGGGUCCGUGGAGCCAAGCACCAUGCUGGUUGAACUGACCGGUUUGGUUCCGGAUGAAGAGUACGUCUUCAAGGUCAAGUCGGUCAGUAGUGUCGGUCAGAGUGAAACCACAUCAACAACAUGGACACAACCUGCUCCGGACCCUGUAGUUCUUCCUAGCAAGCCGCUUCCUGCCGCACCAGCUCAGGUCAAUGUGGAGGUCACGUCGGCCGAAACGGCCAGAGUCUUCUGGACCAGGCCCGAAGGUGAGGCGGAAGUGACAGGCUACAUCGUGGGCUUUGGCCUGACUAGCACGGCCAGCGGGGAACUGACGCUGUUUAGCGUGGGGCCCGACGAUACGGAGGAAGAAUUGGACGGUUUGAAGACGGGCUCGGAGUACGUGGUCACCGUACAGGCAUAUAAUGACGUCGGAGAUGGAGAGGUGAAAUCCACUGAGUGGCUCCAACAGGCACCGCCAGAACCACUGAGCAUUCCCUCCCCACCCCAGGGGGUACUGACCUACAGCUCCUCCCCUACCACCCUUGUCGCGUGGGUGGUCAACGAGGCCGUAGCGGCCGAGCAGACGGAAGGAUUCCGGGUCACCUACGGGCGUGACCGGUCAGCCAGCGAUGGAGGCAGCAUGGAGGUAGGACCGGAAGAGGAAUCUGUGGAGAUCCAGGACCUGCAGCCGGACACGUUCUACUACCUGAGGGUCUUCAAGUUCAACAGUGCCGGGCAGAGUGAAUCAGUGUCUAGAAGCCUACAGACCAUGACUCCACCACCAGAGGAGCGAUGUGCGCAGCAGCAGCGGUGCAUCCAACAGUUCGAGUCCAGACCCCGCGGGGAAGGCGACAUCUGCCCCCGCAUCCUGCAGUACCUCAACUGCCUCCAGCGACUGCAGGAUGACUGCAUGGAGGAGCAGGGCUAUCGCAGCCGGGUGGCCGACGUCCGGACAAUGUUCCUGACGGAAGGUUGCAAUCGGAACCCUAGGAGAAACCCAGAUACCGGUUCCCAGGGGCCGGUGUCCGUGCCAGGGGGUUUUGCCGCGACUCCAGCAGAGGACAUCCAAAGAGAGGUGAUCCCACCCCCAACCAGCGUAGCAGCUACCGUUCUCUCCCCGACCUCAGCCCGGAUCUCUUGGGUCGAUCAAACCCUUGGAGACUCUCAACUCGUCACCGACAAUCGUUUCUACAACGUUCGUUAUCGCUCCCCACUCCAAAGAGAAUUUUUAGAGGAACGGACCCGUGACACCAACUACAUGGUAGAUUUUCUCCUGCCUGGCGUCCAGUUCGAGUUUGCCGUGCAGUUGGUGUUGGACCCCCAGCGAAGGAGUGAAGUGAGCGAAGCAGUGUUUGUGACAUCUAGAGACCCAGCAAAAGGUGCCCAACCAGCGAGAUUCACCGUUACUCAAGUGACUGUAGCCGGCCCAACUUCAGCCAAGGCAAUCCUGAAUUGGCUCCCUCCACCUGAGAGACAGGAUGUCACAGAAUACAGGAUAGAAUACACAGACUCGGAGGAAUUCCGUGACCCGGCCACCGUCUGGGAACGACUGACCGUGGAUGGCUCCAAGAUGACUGCUGUCCUGGAAGGCCUGAGGACUGACCAAGAAUACCAUGCCAGGAUUACAGCCGUGUUCAGCUCCAAUGAGGCUGGACCGACCAUGGCAUCACCGGCUAUGUUCACCACCCCUGUGGUACCCCCGUCGUCCAAAUCCUCUAAGCAGUGUGGGGAGUCAGAGGUAGACGCAGUCACUCGGCGGGUCAACUUCCUGUGGGAUGAGGUCGCUGACGGCGUACAGCGCCCUCCAUUGUAUGGCGUGCCGAUACCGUACUGCGAAGACGAGUUUGGUGUGGAGGAGUGCCAUGGACUCUUCUGUUUCUGUGUUCCUGGGAGGAGGCCACCAGCUCUCAGAGAGCCCCACUGCACUGCUGAUGAACCCCUGUGUCGGCGUGAGUAUAACGCAGCCCGCCAGGCAUUGGAUGAAGCACGUCUGACUGGACAGCCAGCCAUGGCUGCUCAGUUGCCCCACUGCCGUAGUGAUGGCUACUAUCAGCCUAAACAGUGCUCAGGAACCAUGUGUUACUGUGUGACUGAGAAUGGAGCCCGCACGGGACAGGAGGCUCCGAUGUGGGAGGCUAACGGACUACGAUGCGUGUAACAAGAUGCCGGCUUGACUCCAAAGUCUUCAAGUCGAUCUGAGCUGAGAUCAGUGUUAUUGGAAUGAGCUGAUGCUACCUAGUUGAGCUGUGCAGCUAGAGGUACUGCUAAUGUAGCUAUUUCUUCUUCUUUAUUCCAGUUUGAAGUGAAAAUUAAUGCAACCCAUUUUUGUGAUGCAAAGUGGUAAAAAGAGAAAAUUAGCAUAAGGUCCUGGAAAACAUCUGUACUAAAGACAACUAUAAUUCUUGGCUACUGUUCUUACAGGGAAAGUUAUAUACAUUUGCAUUUUAGCAAAUAACCUAUUUUUAACCCCCCCCCCCCAAAAACAAAAAUAAUAUAGUAUGUAUGUACCCUCCCAGAUACUUUAGAUGCAUUUUAUGUAGAUAAUUAUGUAGAGUCUUAUUAUAUUACUGAUGGUGGUGCUACUUUUGUAUUUCGACAAAUUAUGAUUUUCUAACAAGUAAAAUAUAUUUUUAGGUAUUUUCAGAUAUUAAUAAAAGCAUGAUCUUGCCAUAACCAUUUUGAUUUAGGCACGUAGGCUGCUUUUAUAUUUCUAGUAACAUGUUAAGUUUGCAUUUCUUACGAGUGUUAAAAAAUUUUGAUUCAACAUCAAACUUGGGAAAAAUGUUUUAACCAUAACUCUGGCCGGAAACGUCAAUAAACCUAAAGGAAGCUUCGGAUGCAGUAAUGAA
Messenger RNA from Patiria miniata (bat star), 3677 nucleotides. Its product is annotated as fibronectin-like. Lineage: Eukaryota; Metazoa; Echinodermata; Asteroidea; Valvatida; Asterinidae. Gene Ontology annotation, molecular function: protein binding. The record is from RefSeq and is a predicted model, not a curated record.